Chionomys nivalis (European snow vole) is the source of this 1374-nucleotide messenger RNA. RefSeq names its product cyclin dependent kinase 15 (gene Cdk15). Gene Ontology annotation, molecular function: cyclin binding; cyclin-dependent protein serine/threonine kinase activity; ATP binding. The record is from RefSeq and is a predicted model, not a curated record. Gene Ontology annotation, biological process: protein phosphorylation. The transcript has 14 exons. Lineage: Eukaryota; Metazoa; Chordata; Mammalia; Rodentia; Cricetidae. Gene Ontology annotation, cellular component: cytoplasm; nucleus; cytosol. The coding region runs from base 1 to 1311 and encodes 436 amino acids.
AUGGGUCAGGAGCUGUGUACAAAGAGGCUACAGCCGGGAUGCAGUUGCUACCACCGUUCGGAGGGAGUGGAAGCGCACAGCUGUCGGAGAAGCCAGCCUGGGAGCGCCAAGGCUGCAGCGUUCGAGCUAACAGACAGAAAAGGAGCAUCAUGUUCCACGGCUUCAUUUUACCCCAGGGGACUCCAGGCUGUCAGUAGCCAGAAGCUGGAGAGGAAAAGGCCACGGAGCAACAGUGAUUCUUUUCAGGAAGAGAAUCUGCGGCAGGGGUUGCCAUGGAAGAAGAGCCUCCCCUUUGGGGCAGCCUCAUCUUACUUGAACUUGGAGAAGCUGGGAGAGGGUUCUUAUGCCAAGGUUUACAAGGGGAUUAGCAGGAUAAACGGACAACUGGUAGCUCUGAAAGUCAUCAGCAUGAACGCAGAGGAGGGUGUCCCUUUCACAGCCAUACGGGAAGCCUCUCUCCUGAAGGGACUGAAGCACGCCAACAUUGUCCUUCUGCACGACAUCGUUCACACCAAGGAGACUCUGACAUUCGUGUUUGAAUACUUGCACACAGACCUGGCCCAGUACAUGUCUCAGCAUCCCGGAGGCCUUCAUCCUCACAACGUCAGGCUUUUCAUGUUCCAGCUCCUGCGGGGCCUGGCAUACAUCCACCACCAGCACGUUCUUCACAGGGACCUGAAACCUCAGAACCUGCUCAUCAGUCACCUGGGAGAGCUCAAAUUGGCUGAUUUUGGUCUUGCUCGAGCCAAGUCCAUUCCUAGCCAGACGUACUCUUCAGAAGUGGUGACACUCUGGUACCGGCCACCUGACGCUUUGCUGGGAGCCACCGAGUACUCCUCGGAGCUAGACAUAUGGGGCGCAGGCUGCAUCUUUAUUGAAAUGUUCCAGGGUCAACCUUUGUUUCCUGGGGUUUCCAACAUUCUGGAACAGCUGGAGAAGAUCUGGGAGGUCCUGGGGGUCCCUACAGAGGAUACGUGGCCUGGUGUCUCCAAGCUGCCUAACUACAAUCCAGAAUGGUUCCCGUUGCCUAAACCUCAGAGACUGCAGAUUGUAUGGAACAGGCUGAGUGGAGUUCCUGAAGCUGAAGACCUGGCCUCCCAGAUGCUAAAAGGCUUCCCUAGGGACCGUGUCUCAGCACAGGAAGCCCUCACCCAUGAUUAUUUCCGUGUCCUGCCAUCCCAGCUGUGCCAGCUUCCCGAUGAGGAGUCUUUGUUUGCAGUUUCGGGAGUGAAGCUGAAGCCAGAAAUGUGCGACCUUUCGGCCUCCUACAGGAAGGGUCACUACCUAGCCGGCUUUAACAAAUGUUGGUGAAAAGAAAAGGUCAUCCCGAUCUUUCAGGGCUGUAGCCAUGCUGUUACUUUGUGUCCACUUACU